This is a messenger RNA of Salvelinus namaycush (lake trout), 1062 nucleotides long. RefSeq lists its product as uncharacterized. The transcript is spliced from 2 exons. The record is from RefSeq and is a predicted model, not a curated record. NCBI's taxonomy places the organism in Eukaryota, Metazoa, Chordata, Actinopteri, Salmoniformes, Salmonidae. The coding region runs from base 1 to 987 and encodes 328 amino acids.
AUGUUCAGCAUUUUAGAGACCUCUACAGGGUUCUACUACGCCCCAGUCCUGGACCCCUUCCUCACCGCUGAGCAGAAGACAGAGCUGCUGCGUAUCUGUAACCCUGACAACACCGAGUGUCUGCAGUACCACCUGCGCGCCGCCUACGGCUACAGGCCCGCUACUGGAUCCGCCCCGUCCUAUGCUGCCCUGGGCUGCGAUCCCACCAAGGACCCCUACUGCCAGCCCCAGCUGGUGAAGAAGGCUCCCUCCGGCUUCUUCCACCUGUACCCCACCUGCGACCCGGCCACCGACCCCCUGUGCAUGGCUAGCAUAGUGACCCCUCCUCCCGCUCCCCUGGAGACCCCCAAGGAACAGCACUGCAACCCCCUCUUUGACAAGGGCUGCAACCCCCUCACCGCCACCAAGCUGGCGGGCCUCACCAAGCCCGUCCUGGAGUACACGCCAAAAGACGUACCGGCACCAGCCCCCGCCCCUCUGGCAUGUGACCCGCGCUACGACCCAUACUGCCUGCUUGGUGCCGCCGCCGCCCUCCAUAAGGCCCCACCAACGCUGCCUCAGUUCCAGAUCCGCUCCCGCCUGGGCGUCCUCGGGAAGACCAAGGAGGGCCAUGACUGUUACAUGCACUACGACAAGGACUGCACUCCUGUGGAGGCCAGCGACGAACCCAAGACCCCCGCCGUACCCCAGUGCCACCCCUACGACUUCACCUGCAACGGCAUGUCCGCCCCUGCUACCCUCACCGCCGAGGCCAACAAGCCCAAGAGCGGCGUGAUCUUGCCCGAUCCCGACUGCGACCCCGAAUACGACUACAACUGCCGCCUUCGUCGCGCCGAGGACUCCCCCGCUGCGAUGGAAUCAGCGGCCAAGGAGCCCAAGGAGAAGCCGGUGCAGCAGAAGGCCGGGCCCGGGUACGCUGUCCCACAGUUCGAAGACUUCCUGAGGAGUUACAUGGCCAUGGGCCAGUACAGGAAGAAGUACAUUUAAAAAAACACACGUCACACAAAUGUCAACUAGACGCUAGAUCGCUAGAACUGGAAGAAAGUGAGACAAGGUAAUGUU